Molecule: messenger RNA, 1213 nt
Organism: Mollisia scopiformis
Lineage: Eukaryota; Fungi; Ascomycota; Leotiomycetes; Helotiales; Mollisiaceae
Exons: 4
Coding region: 50-751 (233 amino acids)
Biological process (GO): mitochondrial respiratory chain complex I assembly
Cellular component (GO): membrane
Source: RefSeq, a predicted model, not a curated record
AUUUUGGCGUAGCUCGCAACAAAUCGCAAACCCAAUCACACGCCCUACAAUGUCAUCAAAACCUGCAAGUCCUUUACGGCAGGCCUGGUAUAGGUGGAAGUCUCUCAAGUUACCGUGGCGGAAACGAUUCCUAGUUGGAUUGGACCUGCAAGGAAACACGUUCUGGGAAUUUCGUGAUACGCUUUCAUCUCACCAGCAUCGCAUGCGACGCAUAGUGCAGUAUCCAUCAACAACGCAGUACUCUGAGAUUAGGAUCUCUCCGCAAUGGCACCAAUGGCUACGACAUACACGAAAAGACCCCCCUUCCCUCACCGAACAAUCACAAGACCUUGUGCGGCAGAGGAAUUUGAAAGUUUUGGCUGCAGAAGCAGAUGCUAGAUGGGCCGCGAAACCCAGCUUUCUGGACACACCAGAGAGAAGUCAACCACUGCCAACCUUGGAGUUGAAAGAUCAAGGCGGCUAUACCCAAUCUGCAGAAUCGGAAGACGAGAAAGAUGUAAGGAGUGCUAUAAGCGGCGGACUCGAGGACAUACCGCAGACACCCACCGAGACCUUGAAGCCCGCAGAAGUGGAGAGCGAGGUGAAGAGCAAAAUUCGAGAGAACACAACACAAGAUACAAGUAGACGGCAUGAAACGUCGAAACCUGUGACUGAGCCAGCAGACGAUCCAUGGAAACAGGCUCGUGGUGGUCCAAGUGAAGGCUGGCAACCAAAGGCCUGGGAUGGAAACCUUGCAGCAACGAGAAGAUGAUGAAGACUCUAUGUCUUAUCUACACCGGGCCAACAAGUCACUUGUUGUGUAACCUGAAUUACAUCUUUGAUAGGAUAAGUGCGUGAAUGUACAACAGCAUAUGCAUCUGUUAAGACGUCCCGCAUUGACUUUGAAGGCUGGUUAGCUAUUAGCUAUUCUCCACGUUAGACAGCAAGCUAGAAAAGCUACUAUACAUUUCGUCCCCUCUAAGCGGAAAGCUUGGGUUCCGGCCGAUAAUUAGUACAUAAUCGAUAUACUACAGAUCUUCACUAUAUCUGAGAAGGUAUAUCAGUCAGAGUGGGAAGUUGAGAGGAUCAAUCUACUCCCUUUCUAGAUAGCUCAGCAAUCAAAAUUGAACCUCCUGAUGGACGGAUUAGAAGCAAAUCAUAUGGCUUCGGACGAUGGCGUGGACCUGGUAGCGAAAUCGAGCUACUGUAUUUUCAUAUAAUUUCUAUCUCUGGG